Strongylus vulgaris is the source of this 435-nucleotide messenger RNA. The record is from the annotation of a GenBank genome assembly. Lineage: Eukaryota; Metazoa; Nematoda; Chromadorea; Rhabditida; Strongylidae.
AUGCAAGCCAACAUCGACCGCGAAUACAUGAAUGCUCUAGCAGAAGCUGCUGAUGAUGGAGCUAUUACCGAAAAGGACGUGAAGCAUCUCAGUUCUGGUAAUGUAAACUCUGUUGAGGGAGGAGCCGAUGAAUUAGCCAAAAAAGAAGGUGGGAUGCUGCUCUAUAAAGUUAUGCCUACAUCUUCCAAAAAGAGACUUGCUGAGCUUUCCGAGCAGAAAAUGCAUCUUCGUAAUCGUGGAACGCAGACUGAUAUAGUAUUGCUUGAGGUAAGACGUAAAGGUGAAAUGGAGCUGAAUAACGAACUUCCACCACAGAAAGGGUCUCCAAUUCGUGCGCCAUCUUCUGGAUUUCGCAUUGCAAACGUGGUUCCCAUCUCUGGCGACGAUCCAAAGCCAACAAUAAGGACAACAACUAUUCGCGAAGAUGAAGUUUAG